AUGGCUCUCCGCAAUUUAUCCCAAUUGAACGUACAUGAUGAUGACCAGGCUGUUCGCGUCAGGCUCCUGCGUUUAUGGCAUACAAUGAGGUCUGUUGGUGUAACACUUGACCAAAUCCACAUGUUGUUUCUCGACAACCGGGGAACAGAGAUGCAGGCCUUAGUUGAUAUUCUCAAUGUUCAGUUGUUUGCUCCUGUUCUUCACGUGGGAAAGAUUUAUUUCUUGAGCAACUUUUUGGUCCAAGAAUAUGAUGAUACUUAUAGAGUUUCCCCUGCAACUAUCCGAAUCCGCUUUCAUAAUGACACAGUGAUUGAGGAACUCCAGAAUGCACCCGACAUACCAAUAUACAGCUUUCGGUUUUUGGCUGCUCAUGAUCUUCCCUUUGCUGUCCAUAACCAUGAAUAUUUGUCUGAUUUAAUUGGAGAGGUCGAAACUGUUGCACAAGAAGAGGUCAUGUUCGAAGAUGCUGCUAUUUUAAGGCGAAAGGGAGUGCAACUUAAAUUGAUUGAUAUAGAAAAUGUCCCGCUGGCCAUGGACUACACGUUGGAGGACGCUAUAUGGUUAAGUGACAUAUGUUCCAUUUCGAAACUGAAUCUAUACAAGACUGACUUCAACAACCAGGGGAAUUUGUACCUUACUACUGCAACAGUCAAGGAUGUGACUGUAUUUUGGUCAAGUGUGCAUCUCAAGUUUAUGGUGAGGCUGACUGUUGCUACUGGACCUCAUGAGGCUUCUAUCAUUUUUACGACUACCAAGUUCCGUUGGAUAGCAAGCCGUAUCAUUGAGGCCACAGACAAAGAAUGGACCAAUGACUUCAGGAAUCUCCUAGCUGCUCUCAGGGGUAAUUUAUUGAAGCUUAUGAUUGAAUUCGGUGAUUUCAAUGCCCAUGCCAAUGAGUUUGAUUUGGUUCUUCGCAAAUUAUUCUGGUAG
Molecule: messenger RNA, 930 nt
Organism: Linum trigynum
Lineage: Eukaryota; Viridiplantae; Streptophyta; Magnoliopsida; Malpighiales; Linaceae
Source: the annotation of a GenBank genome assembly